Funneliformis caledonium is the source of this 495-nucleotide messenger RNA. The record is from the annotation of a GenBank genome assembly. Lineage: Eukaryota; Fungi; Glomeromycota; Glomeromycetes; Glomerales; Glomeraceae.
AUGCGUACAGAGUUGAAUGUAAGCCUGUCAAACGGCAUUAGUAAUCCAAUGACUGCAAGAUAUGAUCAAACGAUUAAUAGGCGAGAUAAGAUAUAUACAUUUUCUACAAUUGAAACGAUGACUAAUGGAAAUUAUUUUCGACCAGAUAAUAAAAAUUUCCCAUCAAUUGAUUCUAUCAUUGCGCCCGACAAGCUCUUCCAGAUGACUACUGCCAUAAAUCAUCCUAUAAAAAUGAUUGGUUUGAAAAAAGUUUAUGCCAAAUUAGCAAAGACAGGCGACAUUGAUUUUUUCUUUACUGUACCAGUGCAGUUAUUUGACAGUUACAAAAACAGAAGGAUUGAUUUGAGUUCCAAAUUAGAAGAUGUCGAUGAAGCAUCUAAAUAUUUUUACACUCAUAUUCAGAAAGCUGCUGAACUCAAUGAAGUGGCUAAAGCAGAAGGUGCGAUAGAAACAGACACUAUAUACGAACCAGAAGUUAACAUAUUAGACUUCUGA